GGAAGUAUAGACUGUAUCCAUGAAAUCGAAAUCAACUUAUCAACUUGUAAAAUUAUCAUUUCGACAAUUUUCUCUUGUUUAUAUUUAUCCAUUAACAGAGACUAUACCAUUAUGUUUACCUAAAAUGUUUACUGAAGUAUUUAUUAGUAAAAAUUGUCAUUUAUUCCCCUAUCCAUCAUAUUGUAGUAAAGAUAAGAUUAUUAGAAAAUUGUCAAAAAUUUCUUCAACACGUCGAGCUGAAUUACUCUAUGAACAAGUAUUGAAUAAACAAUAUGAUAAUGAUAUUGAUGAAUAUACACGAAUGCAACAUCAAACACGUCAAUGUAUACAAACACGUCUUUAUGAUUAUGUAUUGAAUGAUAUAUUAGGUUUGUAUACUAUAAAAUGUUCAUUAGAUAAUUUCCCAUAUCUUCUUGAUCUCGGCUGUGGUUAUCAGUCAGUUGUAACCAGUCGUUAUUCAGCUAUCACCUUGUCUUCAUCAUCAUCAUCAUCGUUGGCUAACAAUACAUUCUUUCCUAUUUGUAUUGAUCUAUUCAACUCAAAAUUAUUUUCUGUGCCAAAUUAUACUAAUUCAAGAAUUGUUCAAUUAUUAAAGUGUAAUCUUGCUAAACAAUAUUCAUCAUCAAUUAAUCAUAUUAUUCCACUUCGUGAUAAUUCAAUUGAUUAUAUUAUAUCAAUUUCUUUUCUUCAAUGGUUAUUAAUUUAUCCAAAAUCAUGGAUGUGUAUUGAUUAUUUAAUGCAUGAAAUUACUCGUCUAUUAAAUCGACAACCAUUUGGUCAAUGUGUUCUACAAUUCUAUCCAUUGAAUAAUACAAAUUUAUAUGAUAUUUCUAUGGCAAUAAGUAGAGUUGAACCAAAAUUAAUUGGUUGUCAAUUGAUUAGUCGACCAGUUGUUAAUCGUGGAAUGAAAAUAUUUUUAUAUUUAACCCCUGAAAGAUGAUAGCAAAGAUACAGUUUUCUGUUGUUAAAAUACCAUUUUAAUGCAACACUUCGUCGUCGGUGGUGGUAAGUCUCUCCGUGUGUGUGUGUGUGUGUGUGUG
This is a messenger RNA of Heterobilharzia americana, 1040 nucleotides long. Lineage: Eukaryota; Metazoa; Platyhelminthes; Trematoda; Strigeidida; Schistosomatidae. The record is from the annotation of a GenBank genome assembly.